AUGGAACCAGGAAAUGAUACACGACUAUUAGAAUUUCUACUUCUGGGAUUUUCAGAGGGACCAGAACUUCAGCCCCUCAUAUUUGGGCUUUUCCUCUCCAUGUACCUGAUCACUGUGUUUGGGAACCUGCUCAUCGUCCUGGCCGUCAGCUCUGACUCCCACCUCCACACGCCCAUGUACUUCUUCCUGGCCAACCUGUCCUUUGUAGACAUCUGCUUCACCUCCACCACCGUCCCGAAGAUGCUGGUGAACAUCCAGACUCAGAGUAAAGUUAUAACCUAUGAUGACUGCAUCACACAGAUGGACUUCUUCUUAAUCUUUUCAGUGUUGGACAUAUAUCUCCUGACCAUGAUGGCCUAUGACAGGUUUGUGGCCAUCUGUCACCCGCUGCACUACACAGUCAUGAUGAAACCCCAGCUCUGUGGACUGCUGGUUCUGGUGUCCUGGAUCAUGAGUGUCCUGCAUUCCUUGUUACAAACCUUAAUGGUGUUGCAGCUGUCCUUCUGUACAGAGGUAGAAAUUCCCCACUUUUUUUGUGAACUCAAUCAGAUGACCCAACUGGCUUGUUCUGACACCUUUUUAAAUAACUUGGUGAUGUAUCUUGCAGCUAUGCUGCUGGGUGGUGGUCCCUUCAUUGGGAUCCUUUACUCUUACUCCAAGAUAGCUUUCUGCAUACAGAGAAUCUCAUCAGCUCAGGGCAAGUAUAAGGCAUUUUCCACCUGUGCAUCUCACCUCUCCGUUGUCUCUCUAUUUUAUUGUACGGGCCUGGGAGUGACCUCAGCUCUGCUGCUGCCCAGAGCUCCCACUCAAGUGCCACAGCCUCGGUGA
Molecule: messenger RNA, 828 nt
Organism: Leopardus geoffroyi (Geoffroy's cat)
Lineage: Eukaryota; Metazoa; Chordata; Mammalia; Carnivora; Felidae
Product: olfactory receptor-like protein OLF4
Biological process (GO): G protein-coupled receptor signaling pathway
Cellular component (GO): membrane
Molecular function (GO): olfactory receptor activity; G protein-coupled receptor activity
Source: RefSeq, a predicted model, not a curated record